CCCGCAGCUGACCCAUCUUUUCUUCCUUCCUCACCACCGCCAUCUGCAUCUCAACAGAGCCCGAGCCUCAAUAAACAGCACAACGUCCAGCUGCAGCAACAGCUACACCAUGAUGUCAACUCUUGAUGUUAGUAUCGUCCUGUGUAUCGUACACCCCAAAGCGAAAUUGCCAGUCACGAGGCUUAUGUCCCCAUCCUCCGCUAUAAUCUCGAUUCCAUAUUCACGGAAGCAAGGAGAAUGGGCGGUGCCCCGAAGAGAUACAAUUGUUCCGGCUCUUCGGGUCUCGCUUGUGCUCUUUGUUUACUGUGAUUAUGGAGUCGAGGUUAUGGCGGUAGCUGUUGACACAAGCCCUGUUGCGAGCGAUUUCCUCUUCGGCUACACAAUGUUCCGCGUAGUUGGCGUUGGGCGAAUUUUGCCAGAUAUUAUCUCUGUGGAAGACGUCGGCCCUGCCAGAACAAGAAGAAGGCAAGCCAGCAGAAAUUCGACAUGGAACGACUUAAGAGAAUUUUUAGGGACGGAGGGCAAGCGUCAAGUGCUUUCCUCCAUAACCAUUGUGUCAGUGAAAUAUUCAGCCUGCCGGGGUACAAAUGGAACGUUGACAUGGGAGAACUCGGGCACGGUGUUUGCGAAUGUGGUUCAUACUCUCAUGAACAUGUUGUUGUUACUCCAAACUCUUGCUGCUUUGCUCGAACGGUUUAGUUUAGGGCUGACGGUCCGGAGAUGGUUGCCUGGGAACAGCGAUUGGCGUACUCGAGAAGUUGCAACCGCAACCAAAACAUCAAGAUCUAGAAUUCCGGGCAGUUGCCUCGUCGCCUCGUCGUUCCUCCCCGAAAAUUCUCAAGAGCGCUCUACAAGGCCACGUGGGCUAAUAUCUCAACAAGUCCAGAGUCCCAUUUGCCCUCAAUCUCUUCUCCGUCAACUCCUACUCCCUUACUCGCCUCAAUCAACACCGGCAGCAUACAACCCGGCCAUGCGAACGACAUAG
Ilyonectria robusta is the source of this 985-nucleotide messenger RNA. RefSeq lists its product as uncharacterized. NCBI's taxonomy places the organism in Eukaryota, Fungi, Ascomycota, Sordariomycetes, Hypocreales, Nectriaceae. The coding region runs from base 110 to 985 and encodes 291 amino acids. The transcript has 2 exons. The record is from RefSeq and is a predicted model, not a curated record.